CAGACCCUCCUCUCAAAUGUCAUGUCCCGUUUUAGGGGAGGGGUGAGGUCUCCCGAGCCUCGAAUAAUAACAACUCCUUUAGAUCCAGUAUUUCUCCAUUUCCCCCUGGGACUUUUUUUUCCAAUGGGGAAAAGCAUUGAUAACUUAAGGACAGAUGGGCUGUACUCCGUCUAAGUCGGCCGUGAUUUACAGCCAAGAAAAGGUCUGCCGGGAUCUGGACACCUGCUCUACUUUUGUUCCCAGCCCGAAGAGCUCCGUGUCGACACCAGAGAGACCACGGCUAUGUGUGGAGCCGGGCAAUGGCAGGCGAACUUUCCUCGGUGUUCCCUGCCGAGAUGUCCACGGCUGGUCAGUGAGCCAGUCCUCCUACCCUGAAACCAGGAGCUCUGCGGACAGCGUGCCUCCAGGCAACUCGUGCUGUGCAGAUCAGUGCAGCAUGAAGCCCCGCAGCCCGUCUCCGGACCUGCACAGUGGCACCGGGACUGCUUAACUGACUCCAACCUGCAGUUAUAGCGUGGCAGUGGGAUAUUAAUCAGCACAGGUUGAAAUCGGUUUAUUUUCAUACCACAUAGGCGACUUUGGUGUUUGGUGUUUGUUACUUACGCCUAUUAUUGCUUUUACGUAGGCCUAUUAAGGACAUUAAUGCUAAUAUCUUUGUACUUUUAAUUGAUUAAAACUUAAAAAAAUAAACAAUUGAUCUACAUAGUUCAUUUUAUUUAUCCUUGGACCCUCCCCUUGAUAUUUGAAAAAAAGCAAUACUAGACAUACCCAGCGCCCCCCAAUAUCGCAAAGCAAUUAUAGCAAACAUAACAAAGAAUGCAGCCCCUACAGCUAUUGAAUUUGCGACCCUUGAACAGGAUGCAGCUAUAACAAUAUGUUCACCCCACCCUGAAUUACAAAUAGCCUAAAAUGCAAUAGACUAUUAGAUCAAAUAAUGUUGUAGUGUGAUGUGUAGGCCUAUGAGCUCAGAUGACUGUCUAAGAAAAAUCUAAAACAAUUCUAAAAUACCCAAAACAAAGGCAGCCAGAGAAGAGUGCAUUUAACUCAUGCCCAUUUCACACGUCCCAGGAGGUAUAUGCCUGCAGAAAGCGUUGCACGAUUUCAAAGCCACAUUUUAAAAUUUCUCUCCGCUCGCGAUAUUGCAAUGAUCUCGCGAGAACGCAGCGACUUAACACUGGCGAGAGAGAGAUGGGGAGAAAUGAGGUCUGAAAAGGACCAAAUGACCGUGGCCAGGGAGAAAAGCGUCGUCGAGAUACAGUUUAGGGACAUCCCAAAAGAUCAGGAAAACACCCCUGGCAACCUCAAGCAGAGAGAGGAGAAGAAAGAGGUUUUUACUAAGGUGGUGAUUCGAAGGCUUCCCCCUAACCUGUCAAAGGACCAGCUAGAAGAACAUCUCAGUCCGCUUCCAUCCUAUGACUAUUUUGAGUUCUUUCCAGCUGAUCAAAGUCUUUAUCCCCACCUGUUCUGCAGAGCAUACAUCAAUUUUAAAAACCAUGAAGAUAUCCUGCUCUUUAGGGACCGAUUUGAUGGUUAUGUCUUCAUUGACAACAAGGGCCAGGAGUAUCCUGCAGUGGUAGAGUUUGCCCCCUUCCAGAAGAUUUCCAAGAAGAAGCUAAAAAAGAAAGAUGCCAAAGCUGGGAGCAUUGAAGAAGACCUGGAAUAUAAGCGGUUCUUGGAGAAUUACUCCUGUGAUGAGGAGAAGUCUAUGGCCAACCCUGAGACUCUGCUGGGAGAGAUAGAGGCCAAGACCAGAGAACUCAUAGCCAAACGGACAACACCACUGUUAGAGUACAUCAAGAAUAAGAAAAUUGAGAAACAGAGAAUAAGAGAGGAGAAGAGAGAAGAGAGGAGAAGAAGAGAGCUUGAAAAGAAGCGGCAAAGGGAGGAGGAAAAGAGAAAGCGGCGAGAGGAGGAGAGACGCAAACGAAAAGACGCAGAGAAGCAGAAGAAAUUGUCUGAUAAAGAUAUCAAAAUCAAGCUCCUGAAGAAGAGUGACAGGGAUGACGAUGUGGAUUCAGACCGAAUAAAAGACAAGAGUGACAUUGGGGAGACAGACAGAGGCAAAUGGGAGAAAGCUGGAGGACAAAUGAAGUCAAAGGACCCCAAAGAAAAAGGUCAGCCUGAGAGUGACAAGGAACAGAGAGAGCAGCACGGCCGGAGACAGAGAGAUAAGGAUCACCGUCCGAAAGACGAAGAGAGGAAACGACAGCGACACCACUAUGAAUUUGACAAGUUUAUGCACCGCAAAGAUGAGACCAAAUGGGGGAAGGGCUACUGCCAGGACAGAGCCAAGAAAGAAGGGCACCAUCAUGGCUAUUCUUAUUGCCCUGACAGUGGAGACAAACUUGGAAAGGAGGACAGGGAGGACCUGGGUAACAGGAAGGAACGCCUCCGAAACAAGGUGAGCGAGAAGGACCGUCCAGCCAUGCAGCUCUAUCAGCCAGGCACACGCAACAGAAAGCGCAUGAGCUCAACAGGCAAAGUCUAUGACUGCAUCCCUGUGGGACACUCACCUGAAUCCGGGACAGAGCAUUGUUAUGAGGCGGUCGCUCUUGCAACAGGGCUGGAGAAGGCGUUUGAGAAAAGCAAAGAUGAACAAUGAGCAAUCUGGAUGUUUAUAGAAAGUACAAAUACAUCAUUGAACUUUUCAGUCUAUGUAGAUGGUUUGUUUGGUUAUCACUGAGCUUUUAAACAUUGUAUAAUACUCCACUGAGGGAAAACUGCACUUCAAAAGCAAACAGGCUUAUAGUAGUUUUCAUCAGUGUUAGGUGUAAUAAAAGUCAGAGCUUUGAAUGCUGGUGAAUGUUUUUGUUUUGCUGGAGCAUGAACAUUUUUAGAACACAAUCGUUAGUUUAACUGUCUCACAUAUUCAAAGAAUUAUCAAAGUGCACCAUUGGGUUGAAUCCUUGGAAUAACCUUGGUGAAAAAUACUGAGAACAGGGGCAAACAGUACUAGUUACCAUUAUGAUAGCACAAGAGUUAACUUAAGUUAAGUUGAUUUCUCACACAGUUUUGGUAUAUUUUAUGUACUAUGCAGUCUUAUUUUUUGAAAAUGCUUCCUGCUAGCUAGCUUUCAGUUUCAUUAAAGCUUUAUCACAUGAAGCAGUCCAGCAUCAUCCUCUUUGGCCAUCAUGUUUCUGAAGUGUGUCCCCAUAACAGGGCAGCUCACGUUUGGUAUCCAUCAACAGUUUGCUGGUGAAAUCAUGUCCUCUGCAACAGAUAUUGUCACUAAGCCUUUGUAGACUCCGCUGAACCUAGGUGUUUUUAAUAAUCCCAUAGAUUUUAUUAAAAUGAAAUAUAAUGUAAGUGGAACUUAUAAGUAAUGGGUGUAGAAAAUGUAACACAGGAUGUUUUGUGUAAAGUCAAAAAUGAGAAGGGGAAGAGCUGUUACUGAUAAGGAGGACAAUGCCAACGUUUGGUCAACGUCAGUGUUUUGCAGCUUUUUCCAAAUUUUUACCUGUCUUUAUUACAUUUGGUCCAUCUCAUUCUAGAGUGUCAUACAAAAGAGACAAGAAUCAUUUUGUGAGCAAAGCUUUGUACAUGGUCACCCGUGAGCCAAGAAGAACACAAUCUCUACAUUUAUAUAAAGCAUUUCCUAGAAAUAAAAUGUAAAGUAUGACAGAUAAAUGAAAACAAUGAAUUUUCUAUGCUACGUGCAUGGUUUUCUAUUAAUUCUGUCAAAUAAAUGUAAUGGAAAAGACACAA
This is a messenger RNA of Micropterus dolomieu (smallmouth bass), 3705 nucleotides long. RefSeq names its product UPF3A regulator of nonsense mediated mRNA decay (gene upf3a). Bases 1076 to 2602 code for a protein of 508 amino acids. Gene Ontology annotation, biological process: positive regulation of translation; nuclear-transcribed mRNA catabolic process, nonsense-mediated decay. Gene Ontology annotation, molecular function: telomeric repeat DNA binding. The transcript is spliced from 11 exons. Gene Ontology annotation, cellular component: cytoplasm; nucleolus. The record is from RefSeq and is a predicted model, not a curated record. Lineage: Eukaryota; Metazoa; Chordata; Actinopteri; Centrarchiformes; Centrarchidae.